AAAUGGCUAUUGUGUGUGUAAGUAAAAACCGUCGUUAAACGAGAACGAAACGUUCUGUGCAAAUUAAAAUUGUAAAUAUUACAUACGGAAUUAAAUGUAGCUAAUUAGAAAUUUGUGCAAUCAAAAACGUUUUAGCUCUUCCUCAAGGAGAUCAAGUUUGGAAAAGGUUAUACUAACGUCAAUUUAGUAAUUCGGAGCCUAUUUAACGCAUGUAAUAGAAGCAACUAGCUGAGGGUGUGUAUGUCCGUCCGUGGGACUAGGCUGGCGCAGCAGCAGAUCGCUGCUUGUGACAGCUGCUGUCAGCGCGUGUCGUAGUCGUCGCUGCUCACGUUUGUUAAUGAGUUAUUCUCAGCCAUGCAAUUAGAUUUUUAGACGCUGAAUUUGAAAAAGUCAACUGUGAGAAAACUAAGUUUAGUUGUAAAUUGUUGUUGCAAACAGGUGGAGUUUUUUUGACAAUCCUAAAUUUCAGUUAAAUUCGAUAUAUUUUAAUGGAACCGUUUGGACACUUAAAUUCGAAUACAAAUAAUAAUUUCACAAACGUUAACAAUAUACCAAUUGGCGGAGGUAAAAUAGAAGCCCCUACACAAACACAAAGAGGACUUUGUGAGCACGACGCAAUACAUCCACGACUUCUAAAAAAACAUCAAAACGAGGGAGUGAAAUGUUUGAGCUGUGGACAAGUUUUUGAAUCAACUUCUGAAAUUUUUGAACAUUACGCAAACGUUGCACAUAAUAAUUGCAUAGGAAAGUGCUUUUAUUGCGGUGGUAAAGUUCAUCAAUAUCAAUAUUAUAAGGAUAUUCACACAUAUCAUAGUUGUACCCGUUCGAUUGGGAAUAUAGACAAAUAAUAAUUUUAAGGUACGAAAUAUGGAUUCGGAAAAUGUUGAUACCUACUUUAUCGCCGAACGUUUGGAAAGUGGCAGUGGAGAUUCGGGCGAAUCAGAAUGCUCUGAUAAUGGUGGUGGCAUCGAUGAUGAUUCUAGUAGUUUGAGUUCGCGCACCACUGGUGGCAAUGGUUAUGGCAAACGUUGGUCUCGAGCUGAGGAUAAUCUUUUAAAAGGGUUGGUGGGACAAUAUGGCGAUCAGUGGGAGUUGAUUGCGCCACAGUUUAAAGAUCGUACCGAACAGCAAGUACAACAGCGUUGGGCUAAGGUAUUAAAUCCAGAAUUAAUCAAGGGUCCUUGGACAAAAGAAGAGGAUGAAAAAGUUGUUGAACUAGUACGACGAUUCGGUCCAAAAAAAUGGACAUUGAUUUCGCGAUACUUAAAUGGUCGUAUUGGUAAACAAUGCCGUGAACGUUGGCAUAAUCAUCUCAAUCCUAAUAUUAAGAAAACUGCAUGGACGGAAGAGGAGGAUCGUAUAAUCUUUAAUGCUCAUAUGGAAUGGGGCAAUCAGUGGGCGAAAAUAGCUAAGCUACUACCAGGACGUACAGAUAAUGCCAUAAAGAACCACUGGAACUCCACCAUGAGACGCAAAUAUGAUCCACAUCGCUUAAGAGUUCUAGGACGACUGUGUCCCGAUUUACAAGAUUCUCGAUCAAAUCUAAAAGCUCUGAUAAAAGCGAGUGCCGGUGCAUCUACACAAACCCAAGUACAAGCGCAAGCACCUGCUCCAACGCUGUCCUUGUCGGCACAAAUAUUACAGCGCCCUCAAAUGCGACAGCAAAACGAACAGAGUCACGAGCAGCCGAGUACAUCGGCCGUCGCGGCAAUAAAAUUAUCAGCACAGCAACAAGCCGCUAAGCCACCACCAACACGCCCGCCACCAAAUAUAUUGAAGCGUGCGCGUCCGCAAACAGAGCAACAACAACCUUACUUAGAAAUGUGCACAACAAAUACAAUUUCAACAGUUGGCUUCGAUAAUAUGGGUGUAAUUUCCAGUCAGUGGUUAAAGUCGGAAGCGAAAUUGCCAGAGUCACCGGUUAUGACACCCAUAAAACCCUUACCAUUUUCACCAUCACAAUUUCUCAAUUCACCAUGUCUACCAUCGUUUGAAGACAUAAGCUUACGUGCCAGCACGCCUGUACACAAAGGUAGUGGGCGACCCGGAGUAGAAAUCAAAAAGGAGUUGGAAAGUUCGUCAAUUGAAACGCCACAAAAAAGUAUUUUAGGUCCACGUACGCCAACACCUUUCAAGGAAGCUGUAGCUGCGGCCGAUGUACUUGUUCAUGACUCAGAUAAUAUGAUUAUUAAAAAGGAGAAUAUCUCAUCGGAUGCGGACUUGACUAAUGACAGGUCUAGAAGUACCGUUGGGGGUGGUGGUUCCACAACACAACCAACAAAGAAGGCACGCAAGUCAUUGAUCACCAGCUGGAGUGAAAAUGUUAUGCCCAGCAUGGAUGUCAAACAUGAAAAGAAACCAUUACCUUACGAAACUGAGACUCCGCGUAAAUUUCUUACAUCCAACGAGUCAAUUGCUCUCUCACCGACAACUAUAAUUAUGAAAGAUACCUUAUGCAGUGAGGCUGACCUACUACUUGAAACCAAUGAAGAAGCCAAAAAAGAAAAUAGUCCACAACAGCGACAACGACAACAACAACAGAGUCAAAAUGUAUUGUCGAUAUUGCCGCCGCGUGAACGCAAUCGACAACAAUAUUUGGAUCCCAAAUGGGAGCGAUUAGCAUGCGGUCAAACCAAGGAUCAACAAUUCAUGGUGCAACAAGCGCACGCGUGCUUAAAGAAUCUAUCGCUAAUGGCGCGCUCUCUGAACUUUCAGAAGCAAAAAUGACGUGAACACAAACGAAAACUCUUCGAGGCAAUUUACUAAACAUAAUUGUUGAUUAAAUACGUUUAGGCUUAAGAAAAUACCAUACAUGCAUGCACAAACAUGUGUACACACAUUCUUUAAUAUUUACGAGAUUUGCUUAUUUUUUAAUUUAUUGUUUCUACGCUACGAUUGUUAUCGUGUUAAUUAUUAUUAUUUUUGUACAAUAUACUUAUAUACAUAAAGUACACGCACAUAAGGUUUGCGGUUGGUGGCAUGCUUAUGCCAUUUUAAUACCUUUUAUUUAUUACAAAAGGGUAUAUUUUUUGGUAAAAGUCUAUAGAAAUUAAGUCCAAAGAAGUUUGAAAAAUUUAUCAGUACUCGAUGCAUGUCUUAUAAAAUGGUGUUUGCAUGUAUUUUUACAUAUGUAUGUAUAUAUACACUUAUGCGUCAGCCAUUUACACAUCAUGUAUCUAUGUGUAAGUUAUAUAUUAUAUAUAAAUAGGCUGGUAAGCGAAAUAAUAAACCAUUAUUUAAGUUUGUAAAUGAUGAAAUAUUUUUAUUUUAUAUAUAAAGUAAGAAAAAAAGUUAUAAAUUAGCAGUAAGAACACGGUGCACUCCUAUCAUGUAAUCCAAGAACUUAAAUUAUUAACAAUACAUAAACGAAUA
Bactrocera dorsalis (oriental fruit fly) is the source of this 3372-nucleotide messenger RNA. RefSeq names its product myb protein (gene Myb). The coding region runs from base 868 to 2727 and encodes 619 amino acids. Gene Ontology annotation, cellular component: nucleus. Lineage: Eukaryota; Metazoa; Arthropoda; Insecta; Diptera; Tephritidae. The record is from RefSeq and is a predicted model, not a curated record. Gene Ontology annotation, biological process: positive regulation of transcription by RNA polymerase II; mitotic cell cycle. Gene Ontology annotation, molecular function: RNA polymerase II cis-regulatory region sequence-specific DNA binding; DNA-binding transcription factor activity, RNA polymerase II-specific. The transcript is spliced from 2 exons.